Molecule: messenger RNA, 1212 nt
Organism: Medicago truncatula (barrel medic)
Lineage: Eukaryota; Viridiplantae; Streptophyta; Magnoliopsida; Fabales; Fabaceae
Product: stem-specific protein TSJT1
Exons: 4
Coding region: 148-900 (250 amino acids)
Source: RefSeq, a predicted model, not a curated record
CAAAAAAUACGGGGUAAAAUGGGUAAUUGAGAUUCUAUUCCAUUUCCAUAAACACCAGAACCUUAUAUUACCGAUCUCAACAUAAACCGCACUGUCUGCACACAAUAAUCAUCUCCUUCAUCACAGUCUUUCAACGAUCCUCACAAAAUGCUAGCUGUUUUCGACAAAUCUGUUGCAAAGAGCCCAGAGGGUCUCCAAAGCCCUCAGUCAAACUCUGUUUCAGCCUUGAAAGAUGGGUUUCUCGCACAACACUUCUCAUCCGAGUUCCCUGGCUCUGUCACCGUUAACCUUGGUUCUUCCGGUGUCUUGGCCUAUUCUCUUAAUCAGCAGAACUUUCUCCUCCCAAGGCUGUUCGCGGUUGUGGAUGACAUUUUCUGCUUGUUUCAAGGCCACCUUGAGAAUGUUGCUAAUCUUAAGCAACAAUAUGGAUUGAACAAAACUGCAAAUGAAGUGAUCAUUGUCAUAGAAGCGUACAGAACUCUAAGAGACCGUGGUCCCUAUCCUGCUUCUCAGGUCGUGAGAGAUUUUCAAGGAAAAUUUGCAUUUAUUCUGUUUGACAGUGGCUCUAAAAAUGCAUUUAUUUCUGCGGAUGCUGAUGGGAAUGUUCCCUUCUUCUGGGGAACUGAUGCUGAUGGAAAUCUUGUUCUUUCAGAUGAGACAGAUAUUGUAACUAAGAGCUGUGGGAAAUCUUAUGCACCAUUCCCAAAAGGAUGUUUCUUUACAACAUCUGGAGGUUUGAGCAGUUUUGAGCAUCCACUUAAUGAAUUGAAGCCUGUACCAAGGGUUGACAGUUCUGGACAAGUAUGUGGUGCAACUUUCAAAGUGGAUGCAGAGGCUAAGAAGGAAUCAACUGGCAUGCCAAGGGUUGGCAGUGCUGCUAACUGGUCUAAUAAUAUCUGAUUGCAACUCCAUUUAUUUGAACUAAGACUUUUAUAUUUGUUAUAGCUGGAUUGAAUUUUCAAGUUUUGAUUAUCUGUUCUUAUGAUAUGAUAUUGAGGCAUCUGUUACCAUCUGAUAACUUGUGGCUCUACCGAGACUUCACUUAUCAUAUUAGUUUACUGAACUGAGAUAUGAUUUGAUGAAUUUACAAGUUGCCUGCAAGCAAUUACUGAGACCAUACUCUAUUGGCACAUAUCAUGUAAUAAUAUUGACUUGCACAUUGAUUCAUCUUAAAGUGAAGAUAACUUACUGCCUUUGCCUGAUUUCAUUUCA